Molecule: messenger RNA, 1050 nt
Organism: Darwinula stevensoni
Lineage: Eukaryota; Metazoa; Arthropoda; Ostracoda; Podocopida; Darwinulidae
Source: the annotation of a GenBank genome assembly
AUGGCGACCGGGCGGGUGACGAUUGGGAACGGGUCUCAUCGUUACGGCGCGUGUUUCAUCAUGGGCUCGGUCCGGCCGAAUUUCCAAGCCGCGACGAAAGGCGAGUCGAUGGGAGUGCGACGAUGUCGACCGCGGAGUGGACGAAAACGAAUCAUUUUUCCAUCGGAUCGGGGCGACCUCGACCUGGUUUCCACAUCCCGCACGUGGACGGGAGAGGCGCUGGCUCCCGUGAGACUGCGUGGAUGCUGGCGCGGCGUCAGUCGACGCGGAGCUGCCGAGGAGGGAGGCUGGCGUCUCGGAAGUGUCUUAUCUCGGGGGAAGGAUGGCUUCCGUUGCUUUCCCCUUCGUCGGCGGGGAUCGUGGGAUCGGGAGGCGGCGAUGAAGAGUGGAUUCCUCGUCGUCGGUUUUCUGCUGGUCUCAGUCGCGGAGGGAUGCACCAAAAACUCGAAGGACAUCGGCGUCUGCCUCCACAUCUACCUUGAACGGGACUUCCCGGCCAUCCAGAAGAUCGUCUCCCGCCCGCGCUCGGACGACACCCCGCUCCUCCUCGACGGACCCGAGCUGGAGAACAACUGCAAUCAGGUGAAGGAGGUGCUGGACUGCUUCGAGCAUAUCCUCACGCAUUGGUGCUAUUACUUCGCGGACUUCUUCCGAUAUCGGAAGCUGGUGGAGAGUCUCAUCGAGGCCUACGACUUCGUCUGCGACCAUGACGUCAUCCGAUCUCGAUUUCUUGUGCUGUUGAAGAACCUGUAUUGUCUGGAGGAAGUGCGGCGCAACAACCGCUGGGGCUGCCACCACAGCAGCCUGACGGAGAACAUCUGGCAGCAGAUCCUCCGGCUGGAGGUGGACACGUCCAUCUGCCCGACCCUGUGGUGGCAGCGGGGGUGCCUCCUGUAUCACGGGGCGGUGGAGGCGGACUGCGGGGCGGAGGCGGGGGUCGUGUACGGGAAUCUCUCGGAACUGUUCUUGUCUCGGUGGUGCAGUGGGGCGGCCGAGGGCGGGCCCGGUCUAGUCUCGAUCCUGGUUCUUCUCGCCGUGACGCUUUCGUGA